AAUCUUUGUUGCAACACCGAUCACCUGUGCUAUUUUAUCAGGUGGAAACCAUCGGCGAUGCUUACAUGGUAGCAAGUGGCCUUCCUAUCAGCAAUGGCACCAAGCAUGCUUUGGAGAUAUCCAUGAUGGCUCUGCACUUCCUGGGCGCCAUUCAGGUCUUCAGAAUCCCUCACAAGCCAGAUGAGAUCCUUGCAAUUCGCAUUGGCAUACACUCUGGUCCAGUGGUUGCUGGAGUGGUGGGAACCACUAUGCCUCGCUACUGCCUCUUUGGUGAUACAGUAAACACAGCCUCACGCAUGGAGAGCAACGGCUUACCACUAAGGAUUCACAUAUCUCAGUCCACAGCUGAUAUUCUUGUUCAAGCUGGAUCUUUUGAGUUGAAAGAAAGAGGGGACAUCGAAAUGAAGGGUAAGGGAGUCCAGAAGACCUAUUGGCUGCUGAACAAAGCUGGAUUCAAUCCUACUCUGAAUUCGCUCAGCUCACUACAGGGUGACGGUCUCAAGGUGCAAAUGGAGAAACAAGAAGUGAUGAGAUCUGCAGUUGCAAAGUCCCAGUUAAUCCAACCCAAAUCAUCGAUGACCACAGUGCAUGUCUAGGU
Messenger RNA from Poecilia latipinna (sailfin molly), 598 nucleotides. RefSeq names its product guanylate cyclase 2G-like. The coding region runs from base 66 to 596 and encodes 176 amino acids. Gene Ontology annotation, molecular function: peptide receptor activity; adenylate cyclase activity; guanylate cyclase activity. The transcript has 5 exons. Lineage: Eukaryota; Metazoa; Chordata; Actinopteri; Cyprinodontiformes; Poeciliidae. Gene Ontology annotation, cellular component: plasma membrane. The record is from RefSeq and is a predicted model, not a curated record. Gene Ontology annotation, biological process: intracellular signal transduction; cGMP biosynthetic process; receptor guanylyl cyclase signaling pathway.